Molecule: messenger RNA, 5187 nt
Organism: Chrysochloris asiatica (Cape golden mole)
Lineage: Eukaryota; Metazoa; Chordata; Mammalia; Afrosoricida; Chrysochloridae
Gene: TNRC6C
Product: trinucleotide repeat containing 6C
Exons: 18
Coding region: 145-5187 (1680 amino acids)
Biological process (GO): miRNA-mediated post-transcriptional gene silencing; positive regulation of nuclear-transcribed mRNA poly(A) tail shortening
Cellular component (GO): nucleoplasm; P-body
Molecular function (GO): protein binding; RNA binding
Source: RefSeq, a predicted model, not a curated record
GCCAACUGCAGCUGGGACCGAGUGAUCACAGACAGGCCUGACAAGGAGGCGGGGCCGUCCAUCCCAGGAGCCGAGACGGACUCUGCCUCAGAAUGUACCCCAGAAACUGACUCUGCCGCCACCUGUGGCUCGGAGAAUAGCAACAUGGCGACAGGGAGUGCCCAGGGCCCCUUCACUGGACACACUAAGAAGACCAAUGGCAAUAAUGGCACCAACGGCGCACUCGUCCAAAGCACUUCUAAUCAGAGUCCCCUCAGAUCAGGCGGAGCCGGCGGGAAUGGGAACUCGGCCCGCGUGUGGGGCGUAGCCACAGGCUCCAGCUCGGGCCUCACUCACUGCUCCCUCAGUGGUGGGGAUGGAAAAAUGGACAACAUGAUUGGCGAUGGCAGAAGUCCGAACUGCUGGGGUGCUUCCAACUCCAAUGCUGGCAUGAAUCUUAACCUUAAUCCCAAUGCCAACCCAGCCGCCUGGCCUGUACUCGGACAUGAAGGAACUGUGGCAACAGGCAACCCUUCCAGUAUUUGCAGCCCAGUCAGUGCCAUAGGUCAGAACAUGGGCAGCCCCAAUGGGAAGCCAACAGGCACUUUAGGUGCUUGGGGCAACUUGCUGCCACAGGAGAGCACAGAGCCACCAACGUCCGCGUCUCAGAAUGUGUCUUUCAGCGUACAACCUCAGAACCUUAACUCUGAUGGGCCAAAUAACACUAACCCCAUGAACGCUUCCCCAAGCCCUGUCAAUGCAAUGCAGACAAACGGACUGCCAAACUGGGGGAUGGCUGUUGGUAUGGGGGCCAUCAUGCCGCCCCACCUGCAAGGCCUUCCUGGUGCUAACGGAUCCUCAGUUUCCCAAGUCAGUGGGGGCGGUGGUGAAGGAAUGAGCAGUUCUGUGUGGGGGCUGUCCCCGGGGAACCCUGCCACAGGAAAUAGCAAUUCUGGGUUCAACCAGGGGAAUGGAGACACUGUGAACUCAGCAUUAAGUGCUAAACACAAGGGCUCCAGCUGUGCUGUGCAGAAGGAAGGCAGCGGAGGCAAUGCCUGGGAUUCCGGACCGCCCGCUGGUCCUGGAAUCCUAGCCUGGGGCCGGGGCAGUGGCAACAAUGGAGCGUGGGGCCACCCCAGCCGGAGCACCUCCAAUGGUGUCAAUGGGGAGUGGGGGAAGCCCCCAAACCACCAUUCCAGUAAUGACAUCAAUGGGAAAGGAUCAACAGGGUGGGACAAUCCUAGUGUUAGCAGCCAGAGUCCUGCCAUGCAGCCUGGCAGCGACCAGAUGAACUCUUGGGCCAAAGCUGCAUCUUCUGGAGCGAGCACAGCCGAAGGAAGUCAGGAGGCUUCUGGUCAUCACAACGAAGGAAGCACUGGGCGGGAAGGAGCCGGAGAGGGCCGCCGGCGAGACAAGGGGGUUGUAGACCAAGGGCACAUCCAAUUGCCAAGGAAUGAUCUUGACCCAAGAGUCCUGUCGAACACUGGCUGGGGACAGACUCCUGUAAAGCAAAACACUGCCUGGGAUUUUGAAGAAUCCCCUAGGUCUGAGAGAAAGAAUGACAAUGGGACAGAGGCCUGGGGGUGCGCAGCUGCUCAGCCUUCGAACUCAGGGGGGAAGAGCGAUGGGUCCAUCAUGAACAGUACAAAUACCUCUUCAGUAUCUGGGUGGGUCAGCUCACCCCCCGCUGCUGCGCCAGCAAACACCGGUUGGGGAGACAGCAACAACAAAGCAUCCAAUGGCCCAGGGGUCUGGGGGGACUCAAUAAGCUCUACUGCUGUUACUGCUGCUGCGGCCGCUGCUACCAAGAGCGGCCAUGCCUGGAGUGGGACCGUCAGUCAGGAAGACAAGUCUCCCACCUGGGGGGAGCCUCAGAAACCCAAAUCUCAGCACUGGGGGGACGGGCAGAAACCCAGCCCCUCCUGGAGUGCAGGAGGGGGCGACUGGACUGACUCGGCAUCCGUCCUGGGGCACCUGGGGGACAGGAAGAAAGAUAGCUCUGGCUGGGAGGCAGACAACAACAGGUCAGCUUCCGGUUGGAAUGAUGCUCCGAGGUCUGGGACCAGUGGAUGGGGUAAUGGCACCAAUGCAAAGGUGAAUCCAGGUACCAACUGGGGGGAGUCUUUAAAGCCUGGCCCCCAACAGAACUGGGCUAACAAACCCCAAGACAGCAAUGUGAGUAACUGGGGAGGGGCUGCUUCGGUGAAACAGACUGGGACCGGGUGGAUUGGGGGGCCAGUACCCAUCAAACAGAAGGAUAGCAGUGAGGCCACUGGCUGGGAGGAACCUUCUCCACCCUCCAUUCGACGCAAAAUGGAAAUCGAUGAUGGUACCUCAGCUUGGGGUGACCCAAGCAACUACAACAAUAAAACGGUAAACAUGUGGGACAGAAACAACCCGGUCAUCCAGAGUAGUACAACCACCACCACCACCACCACCACCACCAGUAACAGCGCAAACAUGGUGGAGACCCCGCCGACACACCAGGCCAGCACGCAGCUUAACCGAUCGCCUCUGCUCGGUCCAGGUACGAAGGUGUCCUCAGGCUGGGGAGAAAUGCCAAAUGUUCAUUCAAAGGCAGAAAACGCCUGGGGAGAGCCAGCCUCCCCAUCGACCCUGGUGGACAACGGCACCGCAGCGUGGGGGAAGCCCCCCAGCAGUGGCAGUGGAUGGGGCGACCACCCUGCUGAGCCAUCAGUGACCUUUGGACGAGCCGGCGGCCCUGCUGCUGCCCCAGCCCUGUGCAAACCAGCUUCAAAAUCUAUGCAAGAAGGUUGGGGCAGCAGCGGGGACGAAGUGAACCUCAGCACCAGUCAGUGGGAAGAUGAAGACGGAGACAUGUGGAGCAAUGCUGCCUCCCAGGACAACGCCUCCUCCUGCAGCUCCUGGGGCAAUGCCCCCAAAAAAGGGCUUCAAAAGGGCAUGAAGACGUCCACCAAGCAGGACGACACCUGGAUCCUGACGCGGCUCAUCAAACAGCUCACGGACAUGGGCUUCCCGAGAGAGCCAGCCGAAGAGGCCUUGAAGAGCAACCAUCUGAAUCUCGAUCAGGCCAUGAGCGCUCUGCUGGAAAAGAAGGUGGACAUGGACAAGCGUGGACUGGGAGUGACCGACUAUAAUGGCAUGGUCACCAAACCCCUUGGCUGCCGCCCACCAAUCUCCAAAGAGUCUUCCGUGGACCGCCCCACCUUUCUGGACAAGGACGGCGGCCUCGUGGAAGAGCCCACUCCUUCACCAUUUUUGCCUUCACCAAGCCUGAAGCUCCCCCUUUCAAACAGCGCGCUCCCUGGUCAGACCCUGGGUGGGCUUGCCUCCGGGCUGGGCAUGCAAAACUUGAAUUCUUCUAGACAGAUACCGAGUGGCAAUCUGGGUAUGUUUGGCAAUAGCGGAGCCGCACAAGCCAGGACCAUGCAACCACCGCAGCAAGCGCCACCUCUCAACUCCUCCCAGCCCGGUCUCCGUGCUCAAGUGCCUCAGUUUCUAUCCCCUCAGGUUCAAGCACAGCUUUUGCAGUUUGCAGCAAAAAACAUUGGUCUCAACCCUGCACUAUUAACCUCGCCAAUGAACCCUCAGCAUAUGACGAUGUUGAACCAGCUCUAUCAGCUGCAGCUGGCAUACCAACGUUUACAAAUCCAGCAGCAGAUGUUACAGGCCCAGCGUAAUGUUUCCGGACCCAUGAGGCAGCAGGAACAGCAAGUUGCGCGCACAAUCACUAACCUGCAGCAGCAGAUCCAGCAGCACCAGCGCCAGCUGGCCCAGGCCCUGCUUGUGAAGCAGCCGCCGCCCCCGCCACCCCCGCCGCACCUGUCUCUGCAUCCCUCUGCAGGCAAAUCGGCCAUGGACAGCUUCCCCCCACACCCCCAGGCUCCCGGCCUCCCCGACCUGCAGACCAAAGAGCAGCAGUCUUCACCCAACACCUUCGCUCCGUACCCUCUUGUUGGACUGACCCCAAACAUGAAUGUAAACAGCGUGGACAUCACGGGCGGCUUGUCGGGGAAGGACCCGUCCCAGUCCCAGUCGCGCCUGCCUCAGUGGACUCACCCCAACCCCCUGGACACCUUAUCCAACGCUGCUUCUCCUCUGGACCAGAACCCCAGCAAGCACGGUGCUAUCCCUGGAGGUCUGAGCAUCGGGCCCCCAGCUAAGUCCUCCGUCGAUGACUCUUACGGCCGGUACGACUUAAUGCAGAGCAGCGAGUCACCAGCCAGUCCUCCUGUAGCUGUUCCCCACAGCUGGUCACGUGCCAAAUCAGACAGUGAUCAAAUCUCCAAUGGCUCCAGCAUUAACUGGCCCCCAGAAUUCCACCCUGGAGUACCAUGGAAAGGACUUCAGAACAUCGAUCCCGAAAAUGACCCCGACGUCACUCCCGGCAGUGUCCCCACGGGGCCAACAAUGAAUACCACCAUACAGGAUGUUAACCGCUACCUCCUCAAAAGUGGAGGUAAACUGUCAGACAUGAAGUCCACGUGGUCCUCCGGCCCAGCCUCUCACAGCCAGGCCUCCCUGUCUCAUGAACUAUGGAAGGUGCCCAGAAACACUACUGCACCCACCCGGCCCCCUCCAGGCCUAACCAACCCCAAGACCUCCUCCACCUGGGGAGCCAGCCCCCUCGGCUGGACCAGCUCCUACUCCUCAGGGUCUGCAUGGAGUACUGACACCUCCGGCAGAACCAGCAGCUGGCUCGUUCUUCGAAACCUCACACCCCAGAUCGACGGCUCCACGCUGCGGACGCUGUGUCUGCAGCACGGUCCCCUCGUCACUUUCCACCUGAACCUGACACAAGGCAACGCCGUGGUCCGCUACAGCUCCAAGGAGGAGGCAGCCAAGGCCCAGAAGUCCCUGCACAUGUGUGUGCUGGGAAACACUACCAUCCUGGCGGAGUUUGCAGGUGAAGAAGAAGUAAACCGAUUCCUGGCGCAGGGCCAAGCACUGCCCCCCACCUCCAGCUGGCAGUCCAGUUCGGGGAGCAGCCAGUCAAGGCUGGGCACCUCGGGCAGUGCCCACGGCCUGGUGCGCAGCGAUGCUGGCCACUGGAGUGCCCCAUGCCUGGGGGGUAAGGGGAGCAGCGACCUGCUAUGGGGCGGGGUGCCCCAGUACUCAAGCAGCCUGUGGGGCCCCCCCAGCACCGACGACGGCAGGGUCAUCGGCAGCCCCACCCCGCUCAACACCUUGCUUCCCGGAGACCUCCUCAGCGGGGAGUCCAUCUAG